This is a messenger RNA of Hordeum vulgare subsp. vulgare (domesticated barley), 2012 nucleotides long. RefSeq names its product COBRA-like protein 7. NCBI's taxonomy places the organism in Eukaryota, Viridiplantae, Streptophyta, Magnoliopsida, Poales, Poaceae. The record is from RefSeq and is a predicted model, not a curated record. Bases 1 to 1998 code for a protein of 665 amino acids. Gene Ontology annotation, cellular component: membrane. The transcript has a single exon. Gene Ontology annotation, biological process: cellulose microfibril organization.
AUGGAGACCGUGCACGCCCUCGUUUUCUUCCUCUUCGUCGCGCUUGCGGCGGCACAGCCGCUGCCGGCACCGGCGCCGGCGCCUGCCGACGUGGGUUGCAACGGCGUCUUCCUCACCUACGCUCCCGAGGCCCACGAAAGGAUCAGGCCGUUCGUGGACCCCGCCGCCGCCGCGGCCGGCCGGCAGCCCUACUCCUUCCGCGCCAGCGCCACCGUCCUCAACAACGGCGUCCGCACGCUCCCCUCGUGGGCGCUGCUGGUCGCCUUCGCGCACGGCGAGAUUCUUGUCAGUGUCGACGGCGCCGUGCUCACCUUCGGGGAUGACCUGCCGUACAACACCACGGCGACGGGAGGCGGCGCGACGUCCUUGUCUGGGAACCCGCAGACGGACCUCCUCACGCCGAUCGCCACAGCCGGCGACCUGACCAGGAUACAGGCGACGGUGAAGCUGGUCGGGACGCUGUUCGCCGGGCCAGAGCCGGUCGUUACGCUCCCGUCCGCGAUCUCGCUGGCCGACCCCGCGUACGCAUGCUUGCCCGUCGCCACCGCGCCGACGGUCCUCUCCGCGUGCUGCGUGCUGAAUGCGCCAGAUCAGCCCGCGGCCGACCCGCCGGCUGGGAACGCCUACCUCCCGCGCGUCACCGGCGACCUCGUGAUCACCUACGACGUGCUCCAGGCGCACGAGACCACGUACCUGGCGCUGGUGACGCUCGAGAACAACGCGCCGAUGGGCCGCCUCGACGGGUGGGAGCUGUCGUGGGAGUGGCGGCGCGGCGAGUUCGUCAACUCCAUGAGAGGCGCGUACCCGCGGGCGGUGGACACGCGAGGCUGCCUCUACGGCCCGCAGGGGCAGUACUACAAGGACCUCGACUUCUCCAAGGUUCUCAACUGCGAGCGCUGGCCGGUGGUGCACGACCUGCCGCCGUCGCGGCGCGACGACACGUCCCUCGGCCAGAUCGAGCACUGCUGCAGGAACGGCACCAUCCUGCCCAAGACCAUGGACGAGGCGCAGUCCAAGUCGGCGUUCCAGAUGGAGGUGUACAAGAUGCCGCCAGACCUGAACCGGACAGCCAGGCCGCACGCCCCGGCCAACUUCAGGGUCUCCGGCGCGUCGCCGCUUAACCAGGCGUACGUGUGCGGGCAGCCGGCGCUGGUGAGCCCCACGGAGUUCCCGGACCCGAGCGGACUCGCCUCCACGACGCUCGCUGUCGCGACGUGGCAGGCGGUGUGCAACAUGCCCGUCGACGACUCCAAGGCGGCCAAGCCGCCGCAUUGUUGCGUGUCCUUCUCCGCGUUCUACAACGAGUCGGUGAUCCCCUGCAGCACCUGCGCGUGUGGCUGCCCCACACCGGCGCCUACGACCUGCAGCACGACGGCUCCGGCUUUGCUGCUGCCGCCGCACGCGCUGCUGAUGCCGUUCGAGUGGCGGGCCAAGGAGACGCUCAAGUGGUUGCACGACGAGGAGCUGGGCGCGCCGCCGAACCCGAUGCCGUGCGGCGACAACUGCGGGGUGAGCGUGAACUGGCACGUGGCCACGGACGCGGCCGGCGGGUGGAGCGCGCGGGUGACGCUGUUCAACUGGGAGGGCGCGGACAUGCGGGACUGGUUCGCCACCGUCGUCAUGGAUGACAAGGUGUACGGCGGGUUCGAGCAGGCCUACUCGUUCAACGCCACCGCCGUCGGGGACGGCGCCAUCUUCAUGCGGGGCAGGGAAGGCUUCGAUUUCCUGCUCAGGGAGAACAACGUGAGCGGCGUGGACUACCCCGUGCCAGGAAAGCAGCAGUCCGUGCUCUCCUUCACCAAGAAGACCGCCGCUGGCGAUGUCGACGUGGUUGGCGGCGACGGGUUCCCGACGAAGAUCUUCUUCAACGGCGAGGAGUGCGCCAUGCCACAGAGGAUUCCGAGUCAGGGGGUAGGCAUUCGCGCUAGCCGUGGUGGUGUUCUCGUGCUCUUGCUACUUUCCUUCUUCUUCUUCUUGAAUUUUGGAGCCUGCAUUUGACCUGAUUACAUUUG